Messenger RNA from Perkinsus marinus ATCC 50983, 1284 nucleotides. RefSeq lists its product as hypothetical. The coding region runs from base 1 to 1284 and encodes 427 amino acids. Lineage: Eukaryota; Perkinsozoa; Perkinsida; Perkinsidae. The record is from RefSeq and is a predicted model, not a curated record. The transcript has 6 exons.
AUGCUCCCUAAUAGUCGGACGAGACUGUUGCCUGGAUCGGGGAGUGGCAUCACAGAACAGUUCUUGGCUAGCGUGACGGAGAUCAGCAGGAAUGCUGUUACUGGUAACCAAAAGGUCGUACGCGAGGCAUUAGUCUCCCACGAGAAAGGCAGUAACGUUGACGGUCUGGGAAGCGGUCUGUUUCCUUUGGGAGAAGAGGAGAGGGGUAUUCUCGCUCAUGGUGAGCAGCCUACAGGGUUCAAGGUCAAAAUGGACAUCCAAGUGGCUGAGGACGGAUCUAGUACAUCUUUGGUGGUCAGCGGAUUCGACACUAUAGAGGUUGAGUGUAUUGAUGCUUUACGUAAAGGGAAGGCAUUGCUGAGUGAAGGGCCGAUAGAGAUGGACUCGGCAACUCGGCGAACUAUUGAUAAUAUUAUCGCUGCGGGGGGAACUCGCUUUCAAGUGCAACUACUUGGUGAGGAGGGAGAGGAGGUGGACGCGAUACUGCAAGUGAUGGAAAAUGGGGUACGGCUCACCGUCACUGCGCCACGAAAUUCAUACCACACCAUGGAGAGUUCGUAUUUGAGUGAAUACCCCAAGGUUGAGAUCCAUCCCAAGGAGCACGUGUCGAGGUUUGUAGUGGUCGUGAGUGAACGGGAGAGGUGGAGGUUGAAGGCGCUGAGUCGGCAGGCCAGGGACUUGGCGGUCUUGACGAUACGCUCACUGAAGGGUCUUCGGUUGUAUCAUAACAGUAGGGUCUUGAUAGAAGGAGAGUUGGGGGAAGGGGGAGGGACUUUGGUCAUGUUGCUGGAAAUGGAGAGGCUCAGGACGAGGGUGGCUGGCCUGGUCGGGGAGGUGGAGCGAUUGGGGAGGCAGUACAGGAAGGCUGUUGAGGAGAAGCAGACGUUGGCUGAUCAACUCACAGAUACUAUAGAGGCAUAUACACAGGUGAUGGAAUCUGAUGGGGGUGAUAGUGGUACAUCUGAGGUGUAUCGACUUGCCGUUCCUGAAGAUUUGGAUUUCACAGAGGAGGUGGAAACGCUACGGCUGAGCAACAGGCAUCUCACUGUGGAGGUGAAGACACUUCGCGCGGAGAUACUCAAAAUGAAGCGAGAUGCUUCGCGGGUGCAAGAGGCGCCGCAGUUGAGUAUUGACCACAAGGAUGGUGGCGUUGAGGAAAUGCAAGAAUUGCAAGAUGCCCGAGUGAGGAGGUUGGAAUAUCAGAAGUCAUCCCUUGAAACUGAGAGGGAUCGGCUAAAGGAGGAAGUGCGGCAGAUCUCUGAAAUGUAUGUUGAACUCUGGUAA